CUCGGUGUCAGAGCCACCGUGGGCGGGCGCCUCAGCCAUGGCCCUGCGAAAGGAGCUGCUGAAGUCCAUCUGGUACGCUUUCACCGCGCUGGACGUGGAGAAGAGCGGCAAGGUCUCCAAGUCCCAGCUCAAGCAAACUCACAGAAAGCUGCAACCCCCAGGGACACAAUGAUCGCUCCAACAAUGUGCAAUCGCAGACGCCUGGCCAGAAGGCCACGCAUCUGGUCUCCUCAAAGCCCUGGAAGACAUGGUGCUGUCCCACAACCUGUACACGGUCCUGCACAUCCCCCACGACCCCGUGGCUCUGGAGGAGCACUUCCGAGACGAUGACGAUGGCCCCGUGUCCAGCCAGGGAUACAUGCCCUACCUCAACAAGUACAUCCUGGACAAGGUGGAGGAGGGGGCUUUUGUUAAGGAGCACUUUGAUGAGCUGUGCUGGACCCUGACGGCCAAGAAGAACUACCGGGCGGGUAGCAACGGGAACAGCAUGCUCUCCAAUCAAGACGCCUUCCGCCUCUGGUGCCUCUUCAACUUCCUGUCUGAGGACAAGUACCCUCUGAUCAUGGUUCCCGAUGAGGUGGAGUACCUGCUGAAGAAGGUGCUCAGCAGCAUGAGCUUGGAGGUGAGCUUGGCGGAGCUGGAGGAGCUGCUGGCCCAGGAGGCCCAGGCGGCCCAGACCACCGGGGGGCUCAGCGUCUGGCAGUUCCUGGAGCUCUUCAACUCCGGCCGCUGCCUUCGCGGCGUGGGGCGGGACACCCUCAGCAUGGCCAUCCACGAGGUCUACCAGGAGCUCAUCCAAGAUGUCCUGAAGCAGGGCUACCUGUGGAAGCGAGGGCACCUGAGGAGGAACUGGGCCGAACGCUGGUUCCAGCUGCAGCCCAGCUGCCUCUGCUAUUUUGGGAGUGAAGAGUGCAAGGAGAAAAGGGGCACUAUCCCCCUGGACGGGCAGUGCUGUGUGGAGGUGCUGCCUGACCGCGAGGGAAAGCGCUGCAUGUUCUGUGUGAAGACGGCCUCCCGCACGUACGAGAUGAGCGCCUCGGACACGCGCCAGCGCCAGGAGUGGACCGCCGCCAUUCAGAUGGCCAUCCGGCUGCAGGCCGAGGGGAAGACAUCGCUGCACAAGGACCUGAAGCAGAAGCGGCGCGAGCAGCGGGAGCAGCGGGAGCGGCGCCGGGCCGCCAAGGAGGAGGAGCUGCUGCGGUUGCAGCAGCUGCAGGAGGAGAAGGAGCGGAAGCUGCAGGAGCUGGAGCUGCUGCAGGAGGCGCAGCGGCAGGCGGAGCGCCUGCUGCAGGAGGAGGAGGCGCGGCGCCGCAGCCAGCACCAGGAGCUGCAGCAGGCGCUGGAGGGCCAGCUGCGGGAGGCCGAGCAGGCCCGGGCAUCCAUGCAGGCUGAGAUGGAGCUGAAGGAGGAGGAGGCCGCCCGGCAGCGGCAGCGCAUCGAGGAGCUGGAGGACAUGCAGCAGAGGCUUCAGGAGGCUCUGCAACUGGAGGUGAAAGCUCGACGGGACGAGGAGGCCGUGCGCCUGGCCCAGACCAGGCUGCUGGAGGAGGAGGAGGAGAAGCUGAAGCGGCUGAUGCGGAUGAAGGAGGACCAGGAGCGCUACAUCGAGCAGGCGCAGCAGGAGAAGCAAGAGCUGCAGCAGGAGAUGGCCAUGCAGAGCCGCUCCCUGCAGCUGGCCCAGCAGCAGCUGGAGGAGGUGCGGCAGAACCGGCAGAGGGCGGAUGAGGACGUGGAGGCCGCCAAGCGGAAGUUGCGCCAGGCCAGCACCAACGUGAGACACUGGAAUGUCCAGAUGAACAGGCUCAUGCAUCCAAUUGAACCUGGAGACAAGCGUCCCACCACCAGCAGCUCCUUCACGGGCUUCCAGCCCCCUCUCCUUGCCCGCCGAGACUCCUCCCUGAAGCGCCUGACCCGCUGGGGAUCCCAGGGCAGCAGGACCACCUCACCCAGCACCAGUGAGCAGCAGAAGUCCCUCAACGGUGGGGAUGAGGCUCCCAUCUCGGCUUCCGGCCCUCAGGAAGAUAAACUGGACCCAGAACCAGAAAACUAGCCUUUGCUAGCCUCUUUCCCCCCAACCUCAUGCCCACCAGGACCUGCCACAGCUGGCCUGUGGGUGACACUGGCCCCUGCAAAGAGGGAGCUGAGGACCUGGUGUCAGGGGCCGAGGCCCUCCAACCACGAAACAAUCCGGAAUGGAACCUAGUUUAUUUUUGGCAUCAGCCCCAGGCCCCAGGCCACUAAGGCUGCCUGGGAUGUUGAUCCUUGAAAACUUGAUCCUGUGCCUUAACCCCAAGGAUCCUAGGCCCUGGGCUGGAAAAGAGUAAACAAGCAAGCCAGGGGCCAUGAGCCCCAGACUGCCACCAAGUCGUGGAGGCACAUUUCCAAAUAAAAACUUCUUGGAGUGAAUUAUUGA
Molecule: messenger RNA, 2413 nt
Organism: Myotis lucifugus (little brown bat)
Lineage: Eukaryota; Metazoa; Chordata; Mammalia; Chiroptera; Vespertilionidae
Gene: DEF6
Product: DEF6, guanine nucleotide exchange factor
Exons: 12
Coding region: 248-2050 (600 amino acids)
Cellular component (GO): nucleus; cytoplasm
Source: RefSeq, a predicted model, not a curated record